Messenger RNA from Hippocampus comes (tiger tail seahorse), 1190 nucleotides. Its product is annotated as galectin-related protein B. The coding region runs from base 54 to 593 and encodes 179 amino acids. The transcript is spliced from 4 exons. Lineage: Eukaryota; Metazoa; Chordata; Actinopteri; Syngnathiformes; Syngnathidae. Gene Ontology annotation, molecular function: carbohydrate binding. The record is from RefSeq and is a predicted model, not a curated record.
CUCUACCGAGCGGUGGAGGCAGUCUCUAUGGCAACAGGCGGGGUUUGCCGGCGAUGAUCAGUCCCCCUCACUUGGCAUCCACUCUCCAGACCUCCACAAUACUGCGUCACACCCUGACUGGAAUGGAAGACAAGGACAAGAAAGGAAAUGAGGAGUACAUCGGAGAGAUAAAGGGCGGUCUGCGGCCUUCCAUGAAGCUGGUCGUGAUGGGGAUUGUUGACAAGAAACCCAAGAGUAUUGAGGUGGUGGUGUCCAGCGCACCUCAGCAGAAGGAAUCGGCGGAGGAGGAGGAGCAAGUGGAAGCGGAGUCAGAAGGCGACGUGGGUCUCCAGUUGAAGGUCAGCUUCAUGGACAAAGCUGUCCAACGCAACGCGCGGCUAGCAGGAAAGUGGGGUCCCGCCGAAAACACGCUCUCCUUCUUCCCCUUUGCGCCCGGAGAGCCUUUUAAGAUGGAGAUCGUAUGCGAGCACCAGCAGUUCCGCAUCUUAGUGGACGGUCAACCUCUGUGCGGCUUCACCCAUCGCCUCCCGCGGCUCGCCAGCCUGACGGCGUUACGUGUCUUCGGGGACGUCCAACUCACCAAGGUGGCUUAACGCCACCGUCGUAACAACAGAUGUUUGGAGACAGUGUAUCUGGAUAAAAUAGAUCAAGGAUUGUGUUUUGUCAAACCGUAGUUGUCACACGUGCCUUCACUAACGUGCUGGCUGAAUGUAGCGAUCGUCAAUGUCUUAAAGACCAACACAAGAAUGUGAACUGGAGCCACUGUUGGUACAAAUUGCAAUAUUUUCUGCUCUGAGGAUUUUUGCGCUCACACAAAAAGCUAAUUAUGAAACCUGUCCAGUUGCGUUUUUAUCAAUGGUUUGUUAAUAAUGAGAUAGUUGUAUUUUUUUUUCUUCAAAGUCAUGGGGCUUACUUUCUUUUGAGAAAACACACGCAAUCAAAGACCAAUUCAAUUUUUUUCUUUAUACUUCUGACUGUCCAGUUUUAAUAUUUGCUUUCCUUUAAAAGUGUGGCCCAAAAUGUUUGUUUUCUUACGCAGGAAGGACCCACUUCAUUCAUGAUCUGUAUUAAAUAUAAAACACACAAAGAGAUGCCACCGCUGGACUGAUCUUCACUGAUGAUAAAAGUACUGCACUGUACUCCUGUAGUGCAGUGGUUCUCAAACUAUUGACACCAAGUGUCACCCACAA